AUGGUGGCGACGAGAGCAAAAACAAAGAUGGAGAAGAAACUUCUACCAGUCACUGUGCUCUCGGGCUUCCUGGGUAGUGGCAAAACAACACUUCUCAAGCAUAUCCUCCAGUCAAACACACAUGGGCUCAAGAUUGCCAUCAUCGUCAAUGACAUGGCUGAAGUGAACAUUGACGGUGCUCACGUUGCUCGCCUCUCGGGAAAGGAAGACAAAGGCAACCUCGUCCAGAUGCAGAAUGGCUGCAUCUGCUGCACCCUCCGUGGAGACUUCUUGGUCGAACUGGCCAACAUGGCAUGGGGCGGUCAGUUCGACUACGUCCUUAUCGAGAGCAGCGGCAUCAGUGAACCGCAACAGGUUGCCGAAACAUUCACAGCCGCACUCAGUGCAGAAAUGCUCGACAUCCCAGAGGAAAUUGAACUUGAAGACAGAGAAGUCAUUGAGAAGGUUGCCAAAGCCGGUGGGCUCGAAAAGGUCGCCCGCAUCGACACGAUGGUCACCGUCAUAGACGCCUUCCGCUUCUUCGCCGAAUUCAACACGGCAGACUUCCUGACGGACCGUUACGCGCGCGACGGCAACGCAGAGCAGGUGCCGGCCGAGGACGAGCGAACCGUGUCGGACCUGAUGGCCGACCAGAUCGAGUUCGCCAACGUCGUCGUCGUCAACAAGACGGACAUGGUGGACCGGGCGACACGCGAGCGCAUUCGGGGCUGCGUCAAGGCACUCAAUCCGAAGGCGAAGGUCAUCGAGACACGGCAUGCGCAGGUGGACGCCAAGGAGAUUGUCGGCAGCGGCGCGUUCAAUCUCGAGGAGGCGCAGAUGAUGAGUGGCUGGCUGGCCAGUCUGCAGGAGAUGUUCGUCAUGGAUGUCAAUGGCAAGAAGAAGAUGGCGCCGAAGCCCGAAACACUUGAAUACGGUAUCAAUAGCUUUGUCUACCGGGCACGUAAGCCCUUCGACCCGAUGAAGCUGUACAAGCAGCUCGCUGGCAGAUUCGUUCUCAUCCAGCCCGAUCCGGAAGACGAGGAAGAAGAAGACUCGGAUAUGGAAGACGUCGUAUCUGAGAAGGGCAGCUCCAACGCCGUCGGCACUGACGACGACGAAGCCAUGCCUGACGCCCCAUCCUCCCGCGAGACACGCCAGCAACAUAUGAUGUCCAAGCGCAAGGAUUCCAAAGGCGAAGAUCUCGUCGAGCAAGAAGAGGACUAUGAGGAAGAAGACCCCUUCUUCAAGUCUUUACCCACCGACCCGGCUACCAUUGUUGCCGCUAAGGCCGCCGACCCGAUCUGGGCUAAGAUGCACCGUUCUAAGGGCUGGCUGUGGUUCGCUACGAGACCCCAACAAGCGGGGUCUUGGAACACUGCGGGUGCGAUGCUGCGCGUUGAGUACGAGCAAGACUGGUAUUGCGAGCUUCCGGAAGAAGAGUGGGCGCCAGAUGAAGAAGUGGCGGCCGCGAUUCGGAAGGACUUCGUGGGCGAGUGGGGUGAUAGGAGGCAGGAGAUCGUGUUCAUCGGAGAGAGUCUGGACGAGACGAAGAUCACUGCGAUAUUGGACUCUUGCCUCUUGACCGACAAAGAGUUCAAGAAGUGGGAGAAGCUGAUGCGCAGGAAAAAUGUGGACUUGGAGAGGAAGGAGGAGAAGCUGAACGAAUGGUGGGACGACUCGUACUGGGCAGAAUGGACGGUGGGCGGGGAACACGAGCACGAUGGGGAAGACGGCCAUCACCAUCAUCACGGUCAUAAGCAUUAG
Molecule: messenger RNA, 1743 nt
Organism: Lasiodiplodia theobromae
Lineage: Eukaryota; Fungi; Ascomycota; Dothideomycetes; Botryosphaeriales; Botryosphaeriaceae
Exons: 5
Coding region: 1-1743 (580 amino acids)
Source: RefSeq, a predicted model, not a curated record